Molecule: messenger RNA, 1391 nt
Organism: Gossypium arboreum
Lineage: Eukaryota; Viridiplantae; Streptophyta; Magnoliopsida; Malvales; Malvaceae
Exons: 8
Coding region: 84-1205 (373 amino acids)
Biological process (GO): regulation of peptide transport
Source: RefSeq, a predicted model, not a curated record
UCCUUAAUUCUUUGGCUAUAAACAAAACCUUAUAUAUGUAUGUAUGUAUGUAUAGUUUCUAAGGAGAAGAAGAAGAGAAGAAGAUGGAAUGGAAAUAUAUGGUGGGAUUGGUUCUGAUUAUUUGUGUUGUGAUCAUGUGGGUUACCUCUGCAGAGGUCACUCAGGGUGUAUUUGAAGACUAUAAGCAUCCAUUUGUAGUAUCAUAUAUUGGGACCUCCCUCUUGACCCUUUAUCUUCCAUUAGCAUUCUUUAAAGAUUUCUUAUUAAAGCUUCUUAGAGGUCUCCAAGGCCCUCAAAAUCCCUCUGUCCAACAAGACGACAAGCACCGAAUCAACCUUAAAACCCUGCCGGAUCAUGUCAUAGAACUUGGUACGAAAGAGGAAAGCAAUGAUAUUAUGGAAUCCCAAAAGAAUGAUGGAAUAAUGCUUAGUGCAAUGCAAGUUGUAGCAUUUGGCUUUUGCAUGGCUCCCAUUUGGUUUGCAACCGAGUAUCUAACUAAUGCUGCACUGGCAAGAACAAGUGUUGCCAAUACAACGUUGUUGUCUUCAACUUCAGGGCUUUUCACUUUAAUAUUCGGUGCAAUUUUGGGACAAGACUCCAUUAAUGCCGUGAAUGUAGUUUCAGUCGUCAUUAGCAUUACAGGUGUUGCCAUGACUGCAUUUGGAGACACAUGGUGGCCCCUAAAUGAAUCAAAACCAAUCACUAACAACAACGAAAACCAUGUUACUGUAGGAAAUCUUUUGGAAAUGCUCUCAGCAAUGAUUUAUGGACUAUUUUCAGUUUUGCUUAAGAAAUUUUCUGGAGAACAAGGAGAAAAGGUAGACAUGCAGAAGUUGUUUGGCUAUAUUGGAGUAUUUACAUUUGUUGCGCUUUGGUGGCUUGCAUGGCCAUUGACUGCUAUUGGGAUUGAACCAAAGUUCACAUUUCCUCGAUCGACCAAUUUACAAGAGAUAAUUAUCAUAAACAGUUUCAUUGGGAAUUUCCUGUCAGACUAUUUUUGGGCAUUAGGUGUUGUGUGGACAUCCCCUUUGGUUGCUUCGCUUGGUGUUUCACUUACAAUACCCAUUGCAGUAUUGGAAGACAUGAUAAUACAUGGUCGACAAUAUUCAGUGAUUUAUAUGAUUGGCGCAGCUCAGGUAUUUCUGGGAUUUCUAAUAGCUAAUAUGCCAAACUGGAUUUUAGAGAAGUUGAAAUUAAGAGUUUAAGGCGGCACGAUUGCUUGACUAAAGUUUCGGUUUGUGACGCAUGAUCAUGAAUUUUGUAUACUAUAUUAAGAAAUUGAAACCUUUUGGAUAAUAUUUUUUUCAUUUAAUUUCGGAUUAAAAUAAUAUGGUAUUCGUAAUUAUAGUAAAUUCAAAUAUCCAAUUAUCUUUACUGAUUUUUUUACUAAA